AGACGACUUUCGAAUUCGCAGUGAUUCGAUGCGAUGCAGAAGGUCGCUGCUUCGCAAAUCGCGAGCAUAAGCAUUCCGAUUCGACGGCGAAGCGAUCGCAAUCGGCGCCAGAUCCGGCGGCCUCUCGAUCUCGCUUCGUGAUCUCUCGUUCUCGCUUCGAUUCGUUGUCGAGUUUCCAUAGCUAGAUCGGAUCCUUCAGGCGUCCGGAUUCGGAAUCCAGUUCUGGUUUUUGUAACUUCUUCUUCGAUCCGAGAUGCUGCGGCUGAGAGCGUUCCGCCCGAGCGGCGACAAGAUAGUGAAGAUUCAGUUGCAUCCGACGCACCCGUGGCUCGUCACCGCGGACGCGUCGGACUUCGUCUCCGUCUGGAAUUGGGAGCAUCGUCAGGUGAUUUACGAGCUGAAAGCGGGCGGCGUCGACGAGAGGCGUUUGGUCGGUGCUAAAUUGGAGAAGCUUGCCGAAGGAGAAUCAGAGUCUAAGGGCAAACCGACUGAGGCCAUUCGGGGAGGAAGUGUUAAGCAGGUGAACUUUUAUGAUGAUGAUGUGCGCUAUUGGCAGCUGUGGCGUAACCGAUCUGCUGCUGCAGAAGCUCCAUCGGCUGUUACCAACGUCACUUCAGCGUUUGCUUCUCCAGCACCAUCAACGAAAGGGCGUCAUUUUCUUGUCAUUUGUUGCGAAAACAAAGCUAUUUUCCUGGACUUGGUGACAAUGCGAGGCCGAGAUGUACCUAAGCAAGAACUUGACAACAGAUCAUUACUCUGUAUGGAGUUCCUGGCCAGAUCUGCAUCUGGAGAUGGUCCACUUGUUGCUUUUGGUGGAUCGGAUGGUGUCAUUAGAGUACUUUCAAUGAUAACAUGGAAGCUUGUAAGGAGAUACACAGGCGGUCAUAAAGGAUCAAUUGCUUGUCUAAUGACCUUCAUGGCUUCUUCUGGUGAGGCACUUCUGGUGUCUGGUGCCAGUGAUGGUUUGCUUGUUCUCUGGAGUGCAGACCAUGGUCAAGAUUCUCGAGAACUAGUACCCAAGCUAAGCUUGAAAGCACAUGAUGGUGGGGUUGUGGCUAUUGAACUUUCUAGAGUGAGUGGAGGACCUCCGCAGCUUAUAACAAUUGGUGCAGACAAAACGCUAGCUAUAUGGGACACAAUGUCUUUCAAGGAGUUGCGAAGAAUUAAACCCGUGUCUAAACUUGCUUGCCACAGUGUUGCAUCUUGGUGCCAUCCUCGGGCUCCAAACCUUGAUAUAUUGACUUGUGUAAAAGAUUCCCACAUAUGGGCCAUUGAACACCCCACAUAUUCAGCUCUCACAAGGCCCUUGUGUGAGCUUUCCUCACUUGUUCCACCGCAAAUACUUGCUCCGAACAAGAAGCUUAGAGUAUAUUGCAUGGUUGCACAUCCAUUGCAACCUCACCUUGUUGCUACUGGAACCAAUGUUGGUGUGAUUAUGUGUGAGUUUGAUGCCAGGUCCCUUCCACCUGUAGCUCCACUACCAACGCCUCCCGAGAGCAGGGAGCAUUCAGCAAUCUACGUGGUUGAGAGGGAACUGAAGCUGCUAAACUUCCAGUUGUCGCCCACUGGAAAUCCAUCGCUUGGGAAUAAUGCCUCAUUAUCUGAAGCAGGAAGGUUGAAGGGAGAGUCAUCAGAGUUGUUACAUGUCAAGCAGAUUAAGAAGCACAUUAGUACUCCAGUUCAAAAUGAUUCGUACUCAAUUCUUUCUGUCAGCAGUUCUGGGAAGUAUCUUGCAAUUGUGUGGCCAGAUAUUCCUUAUUUUUCUAUUUAUAAAGUUGGUGACUGGUCUAUCGUUGAUUCCGGUACUGCAAGACUUCUGGCAUGGGAUACUUGUCGUGAUAGAUUUGCCAUAUUAGAAUCUGCACCUGCCCCAAGAAUUCCUGUACUUCCUAAAGGUGGUUCCUCAAGGAGAGCAAAAGAGGCAGCUGCUGCAGCAGCACAAGCUGCAGCAGCCGCUGCAUCUGCUGCUUCUGCCGCCGGUGUUCAAGUUCGUAUCCUGCUGGAUGAUGGAACAUCAAAUAUAUUAAUGAAAUCCAUAGGCAGUCGCAAUGAACCGGUUAUUGGCUUGCAUGGUGGAGCACUUCUCGGUGUAGCUUAUCGGAUGUCACGAAGGAUCAGCCCUGUUGCUGCAACUGCUAUAUCAUCAAUUCAGUCAAUGCCCUUAUCAGGAUACGGCAAUAGUGGCCUUUCUUCCUUCACUGCUUUGGAUGAUAGUUUAUCUCAUAAAUCUUCUGCUGAGGCAGCACCACCAAAUUUUCAGCUCUAUAGCUGGGAGAGUUUUGAACCUGUUGGCGGUCUUCUUCCUCAGCCAGAAUGGACUGCAUGGGACCAAACUGUUGAGUACUGUGCGUUUGCAUAUCAUCAUUAUAUAGUUAUAUCUUCUUUGCGACCACAGUAUAGAUAUUUAGGAGAUGUUGCAAUCCCUUACGCUACUGGUGCUGUUUGGAAUCGAAGACAGCUGUUUGUGGUUACACCUACCACCAUUGAAUGUGUCUUUGUCGAUGCUGGAGUGGCACCAAUAGAUAUAGAAACAAGAAAGAUGAAAGAAGAAAUGAAAUUGAGGGAGGCGCAAUCACGGGCAGUUGCAGAGCAUGGAGAGUUAGCUCUAAUUGCAGUAGAAGGUCCCCAAGCGAGCUCACAAGAAAGAAUCAAACUAAGGCCGCCAAUGCUGCAGGUUGUUCGUCUAGCAUCUUUCCAGCACGCUCCUUCUGUUCCUCCAUUUGUGAGUUUGCCAAGGCAAUCCAAAGUUGAUAGUGAUGACAUAGCAGUGCUGAAGGAGUUUGAAGAAAGAAAAGUUAAUGAGGUUGCUGUUGGGGGUGGUGGGGUCUCAGUAGCAGUUACUCGUUUUCCAAUGGAGCAAAAACGACCUGUUGGACCUUUAGUAGUGGUUGGCGUUAGGGAUGGUGUUCUUUGGCUAAUUGAUAGGUACAUGUGUGCACAUGCCUUAUCUUUGAGUCACCCGGGUAUUCGUUGUCGGUGUUUUGCUGCUUAUGGAGAUGCAGUUAGUGCGGUGAAAUGGGCAAGUAGGCUUGCUAGAGAACAUCAUGAUGAUUUGGCCCAGUUUAUGCUUGGAAUGGGCUAUGCUACAGAAGCUCUUCAUUUGCCUGGAAUAUCUAAGAGGUUGGAGUUUGAUUUGGCUAUGCAAAGCAGUGAUCUGAAAAGAGCUCUACAGUGCCUUCUUACAAUGAGCAACAGUAGGGAGCUGGGCCAAGACAGUGUAGGGUUUGAUUUGAAAGAUAUCCUCACCGUAACAACUAAGAAAGAAAAUCUUGUAGAGGCUGUGCAAGGAGUUGUUAAAUUUGCUAAGGAAUUUUUGGAUCUUAUUGAUGCUGCGGAUGCUACUGGGCAAGCUGACGUUGCUCGGGAAGCUCUUAAAAGGUUAUCUGCUGCCGGUUCAGUAAAAGGAGCUUUACAGGGUCAUGAGCUAAGGGGACUGGCUUUGCGACUUGCUAAUCAUGGAGAACUGACACGGCUUAAUGGUCUGGUUAACAAUUUGGUCUCGGUUGGCUCGGGACGCGAAGCAGCUUUUUCAGCGGCUGUUUUGGGCGACAAUGCUCUCAUGGAGAGGGCAUGGCAAGAAACUGGGAUGCUUGCAGAGGCUGUACUCCAUGCCCAUGCUCAUGGAAGACCCACUUUAAAGAACUUGGUGGAGGCGUGGAAUAAAAUGUUACAGAAGGAAGUUGAGCAUGCACCGGCCACUAAAACAGAUGCCGCAGCUGCAUUUCUUGCUUCUUUGGAGGAACCGAAGCUUACCAGUUUGGCAGAAGCUGGCAAGAAACCACCAAUUGAAAUUUUACCACCAGGAAUGCCUUCUCUUUCAGCUACAAUGGCAAUGAAGAAGAAACCCCCUCCUGCCGCGCAAAAUCCACAGCCGGAUCCUGCUAAGCCAAUGGCAAUAGAAGCACCUCCCUCAGCAACACCUACAGGGGCACCUACUGGUGCACCUACUGGGGCACCUACAGAGACACCCCCAAGACCAGAAAGCGCUCCACCACAAGUAGAAGGAAGUGAACCUGCCAAGGAUGCUGGAGCUCCUCCUCUAUCUUCAUCAGCCAGUGACCCGGGCCCACUUGCUCAGGUAGAAGGCGAGCAUGCCCCAACAACUUCUGGUGCUGAUGCAGCAGAACAAAAGACGAAUGAGACAUCGGAUCCUGGUUCAGAUACUCAGAAGGUGGAGGAACAAGAAGAGCCAGCAGUGUUGGAGGAAAAAAAGGAAGUGACCCCCAAGACGCCAGAUACUCAGGAGCCAGUUGCAUCUGGGGUUUCAACAUCUACACCAUUACCAGUUGCGUCUGUGGCUUCGACGUCUACACCAUUACCGGUUGUGUCUGCACCAUUACCAGUUGCAUCUGGGGUUUCGAUGUCCACACCGUUACCGGACUUUUUUAUCUAAGCAGCAAUCUUCUAAAGCUAGCAGUAGAGUUCUUUUUCCUGGAGAGCUCGAAUUACCACCGCUCGUGAUGAACCAUCCGCUGCUAUGUCCUUUCCCAGUGGAUCAGGAAGCCGAAGCAACCAUUGAUCAGUCAUUAGUAUGUCGAGAGGCACAGAUUGCUGGAUGCAUGCAGAUUAGGAUGGUUUGCUAAGUUGAUCUUCGCUUUAGAUUUGUGCGGGUUUUUUGUUUUCUGUUGCAGGCAACAGGGUUAUUCACCCUGUACGAGAAGCAGAGUUCAGUACACCACAUGUAGCCGCCGGCUCUUGUAAAUCUAUCAGAGGACCGCCCGUUUUGUAUGAUAUGUAUUUUUUUUUUUUUUUUUUUUUUUAUGAUAUGCAUUCAUGGGACGGUCCUCCGUGAUUUUGCGUUUCUUUUUAUAUCAGAUUGCUGUUCCUGUCGUCGUUCGUUGUGGUCUUGUUUCUCCUGUCUGGGCAGUCUUCAAUCUCUAUUCCAAGUCGGUUGCUGAGGUUUA
Molecule: messenger RNA, 4904 nt
Organism: Eucalyptus grandis
Lineage: Eukaryota; Viridiplantae; Streptophyta; Magnoliopsida; Myrtales; Myrtaceae
Exons: 21
Coding region: 254-4393 (1379 amino acids)
Molecular function (GO): protein binding
Source: RefSeq, a predicted model, not a curated record